AUUGGUCGGCCACCAUAACCUAACCGAAAAACGUCAUUCCGAAUGACGGACAGUUAAUAAUCAAAAAUAAUUUUCUGUUUUCAUAAUAAAAAUCUUCAAAAUUCAAGUAAAUCUCGAAUGGCAGCGCGUAACGUGGCCACGGCCACCGUACGGGCCGUAAAACGUAAAUUACAACCCACCAGACAGGCGUUACUCAUCACGCCCGCGGCUGUUAAUCGAAUAAAAGAGCUUUUAAGAGAAAAAAACGAAUACGUUGGUCUUAAGAUUGGUGUGAGGCAACGGGGGUGCAACGGAUUGUCAUACACAUUAGAUUAUGCAUCUCAAAAAGAAAAACUUGAUGAAGAGGUAGUCCAAGACGGGAUAAGAGUGUUUAUAGACAAAAAGGCCCAACUGACAUUGUUAGGAACCGAAAUGGAUUAUGUACAAAAUAAAUUGAGUUCGGAGUUUGUGUUCAACAACCCUAAUAUUAAAGGAACUUGUGGCUGUGGGGAAUCUUUUAGUAUAUGAAUGAAUUAAUACUCAAAAAUAGUAGAAUUGCUACUUACUAUUGGUUUUGUUUUCAUUUUGUUAGUGUUCAAUAAGGAAGCUGCCUAUUGUAUAUAGAGACUUAUAAAAAUGAAAGGGUAGAACUGAUGAAAUGUGUUUAUUUAUAUUACAUAUUUAUUGCAAAAAUAUAAAAAUUACUCAUU
Molecule: messenger RNA, 689 nt
Organism: Anthonomus grandis grandis
Lineage: Eukaryota; Metazoa; Arthropoda; Insecta; Coleoptera; Curculionidae
Gene: MagR
Product: iron-sulfur cluster assembly 1 homolog, mitochondrial
Exons: 4
Coding region: 118-507 (129 amino acids)
Biological process (GO): iron-sulfur cluster assembly
Cellular component (GO): mitochondrion; cytoplasm
Molecular function (GO): 2 iron, 2 sulfur cluster binding
Source: RefSeq, a predicted model, not a curated record